AUGUACGUACUGUCUGGUAAUGAACUCUUGAUUACUACAAGAGAGACAACACGUGUCAAGCAAUUGAUUUUGGUUAAUGUGAUUUCGCCAAAAGUUGGUUCAAUAUUAAGCGACGGAUCUAUUGGUGGAGAAGAAGACGUCGAUGGCUAUGAAUCGCGCGAAUAUUUGCGAAAAUUAGUAAUUGAAAAGACAAGCCUAAAAAUGUCUUCAAAACUGUCGAAACCGUUAUCACCGGGAGAUGUGAUCACUCAAGACAUGCCUCUAAUUCAUGUCCUAAAUAUGUCAUCGAAAGGCAAAUAUUGUGACAAUUGUUUCAAAAGAUCGGAUCAAUUGAAGAGAUGCUCGAAAUGUCUUCGUAUGUAUUAUUGCGGUAAAGAGUGUCAGAAGAAUGACUGGAAGUAUCACAAGAAUGAGUGUCCACUCCUUCGACACGAAAUACCAGAACUCCUUCUUUUCAAUGAUUGGCUCAGACUUUGGUUCCGAUUCUACCUUUCGGUCAAAAAGAUCCCAACGUUUGCCACAAAAAAGCACCGAUUGAUUGACGGAUCGGAAGUCAGUCUCAAUGACAUGAAAGUGGAUGACAUUCACGUCGAGGCCAUUAACGGGAGAAGACAUGAGUUCGAGUCAUCGCACAAAGUGUUGGUCGAAUUGGGUGUCCGUCACGAACCCGAAGAAGUGAUACAUUGGGUGUCAUUCCUCUACAGUUGCGAUCCAUUGAUUCCUAUGGCGUCCGUGGGAUCCGUUGAAAUAGGAGUUGAGCCAAUAGGUAUUGGUCUAUACCUUCAGCACCGGUUCAUCGGACACAGCUGUCAACCCAAUUGCGCCUUCAAUGAUAACCGCAAAGAUCUAUCGAUGCAAUUGCGGGCAAUGAGACCGAUAGCCGUCGGCGAAGACAUUACUUUCAAUCGCGUGCCGUUACAAAUGAACCGAACGGAUAGACAAAAUGCUCUUAAAAUGUUGUCAAUAGUCUGCGAGUGCGACAAAUGUGUUCACCAUUUGGACCGUGACGUCGAUUAUGAGCGCUUCCAAACCGGUGAUCUCUUUCCCGAUCAAGUCUUCACGUCUCGCACCCAAAUCAUGGCUCACGUGUGGAAAUUGUUGACCGAUUUGGACAUAAUGUUCGGUGCCUUUCAUCCAAUGAAAACAGUGCUUUUGAAUCUUUUAACCUUCUAA
Messenger RNA from Medioppia subpectinata, 1173 nucleotides. NCBI's taxonomy places the organism in Eukaryota, Metazoa, Arthropoda, Arachnida, Sarcoptiformes, Oppiidae. The record is from the annotation of a GenBank genome assembly.